CUUUGAAGCCAAAGCAGUGUUGUAGAUCCUCUGCUGAGCUCAAGGCAACUGCAGUCAUUUCCUAGCAUCGGAGCCCUGCAAGGGGAACGGAGGGUAUAGAAGUGGUCCCUUUGUUAAUCCAUCCAUUCAGCAGCAUUUAUCGAGCCUGGGUCAGUGCUGAGAGAGCAGCAAUGUCGUGGUCGUGCUCCUGGCCUGUGUGACACUCGUUGGAGCGAGGUUUAGGGUCAGUGAGAAGUUUGAGGGGCCCUAGUACAUACUUGACAGUGGUAGUGAUUUGCAUGCCUGUCGCCUGGGCCCAGACUUUCUCUGGCCCUUCUGCAGGGCACUGGUUGCUAUGGAGCAACAGUGAGGGCUGCUCUAGUACAGGAGGUAAACAGGCCGGAGUCAGAUGGGGUCAGAUCUCUUCUGGCCUGUUUGUGGUUAAUAGACAGCAACCUGGACAGAGUUAUAUUGAAAAAGCCCCUUUGGUUAAACUGAGAAGGAGGGACUGAUUGGAGUAAGGGCUGAGGAAGAGGCAGGUGGCAUGAGCCGUGGCCGUGGUGAUGGGUGCAGGCAGUGGAGAACAGGCCUGCAAAGGACUAGGGGUGCCGCAGCGGGGCUUAGUGAUAGAUGGGGUGCACUGGAAAGAAGGGAACAUGGUAAAGUGGCUAGAUUAGUGGUGCUGUCAACUAGGAUCAGAAACCCAGGAGAAGCAGCAGUCCUUGGGAGGUCUUGAGAACUCUGGAGGAUACCUUGAAGAGUAGUCCUGUACACAUAUAGGAAUUUAGGAUUAGAAACUAAGACAGAGAGGAACUUUGGCUAUUCUGACACCUUGCCCUAGUAGAGCUGACUGCUAUUUGGCCCUCGAGUGAGUGGAACCCAUGGCCAAAGUGGCCCUGAGGUGGUACCUAACUGCUGGGCCUGCCUGCCUGGGUUUGCAGAGGUCUCUAAUCUGGCAGAACCCUACCAGCCAGGUUGACCACAGACCUUGCCAGGAAAGGGAGUUGGGCAUUUUACUUUGAACCCAACUUGUAGGAGGCUCACUUGCCCUGGUUUGCGGGACAGUCAAAAGGUGGCUGCCACUCCCCACAUCCCUCUGUAGCUUCUCCAGGAGAUGAGCCCGGGCAAGACCAGGGGACCUGGGUGGAAAUGGGGUUUACUUGUGGCUGGGGCUGAGCGAGCAGGAGCCAGCAUUCCUCAACAGGGCCGUCAGAUGCCACAGCCUAGAAUGGGCAGCCAAGAGCAUAGCACAGAUGAUGCAGAGCUGACCCAGGUGCACAUCCGGAAAGACUCUCCCCUGAAAUCCAUAGCCACCUAGCUGCAGUUGCUGAUAUCCAGCCUGUGAGGAGCUAGCUGCUGGAGGGCAAGGCCAAGGUCUCAAGAUGACUUCUCAUUCCCCACUCUGUUCUCUGACUCCAGCUAUUUCCUGCCUCUUGACUUUUCUGCUGUCAGAGUCCCAGGGGCCACUGUUAUGGGCUAUCAGUCCUUACCCAAGCCCUGUUUCACUUGCCUCUCCGAGCCAGGCCCAGUUCUGCCUGUCUGCUCUGAAUACCUGCCCUCCUUACAUCUCUUCAGCUUGUCCACACUUUGCUCAGAGCAUGGAACCUGUUGUGGGACAUAAGAUUUGGGGCAUAUCUGCUGUCCCUUCUGUACCUGCACCUCCCUCCUCUGGGCCCUAAGCUCUUUGUCAGUCAGAUCCCUAGGUCCCUAAGGAGCUCAUGGCCACCUUAAUGUCAGCCUGGACCCUCACACUGUUUUUAUUUUAUUUAUUUGUUUAUUUAUUUAGGCUGGUUUGGGUCUUUGUUGCUGCACGCAGGCUUUCUCUAGUUGUGGCGAGCGGGGGCUACUCUUUCUUGUGGUGCACAGGCUUCUCAUUGCGGUGGCUGCUCUUGCUGCAGAGCAUGGGCUCUAGGUGCAUGGGCUUCAGUAGUUGUGGCACGUGGGCUCAGUAGUUGUGGGACGUGGGCUCAGUAGUUGUAGCUCGUGGGCUGUAGAGCUCAGGCUCAGUAGUUGUGGUGCACGGGCUUAGUUGCUCUGUGGCAUGUGGGAUAUUCCCGGACCAGGGCUUGAACCCAUGUCCCCUGCAUUGGCAGGCAGAUUCUUAACCAUUGUGCUACCAGAGAAGCCCCCUCACACUGUUUUUAAAAACUCAUCACCCAGGACUUCCCGGGCAGUCCAGUGGUUAAGACUCCACACUUUCCACUGCAGGGGGCAUGGGUUUGAUACCUGGUUGGGGAACUAAGAUCCCACAUGCCAUGUGGCACGACCAAAAAAAAUAGAAAAAUAAAAAAAACUCUCUCUAGUAUAUGUUUUUUUUGUUUUGGUUUGGUUUUUUAAAUUAAUUUAUGUAUUUAUGGCUGCGUUGGGUCUUCGUUGCUGUGAGCGGGCUUUCUGUAGUUGCAGUGAGCGGGGGCUACUCUUCAUUGUGGUGCGCGGGCUUCUUAUUGCGGUGGCUUCUCUUAUUGCGGAGCACGGGCUCUAGGCACGCAGGCUCAGUAGUUGUGGUGCACGGGCUUAGUUGCUCUGCAUGUGGGAUCUUCCCGGACCAGGGCUCGAACCCAUGUCCCCUGCAUUGACAGGCAGAUUCUUAACCACUGCACCACCUGGGAAGUCCCCCCUAGUACAUGUUUAUAUAGACCCCAUGGAAGUCCUCACACAUCUUGUAAUAAAACUUCCUUUAGGCCUAUAUUAUCUAUUUUUCAAGCCUGUCACGAUCUUCUUUGGUCUUGCUUUUUCUAUCUCGAGUAUUUGGUAUCCUCUUCAGCAUUGUAUUAACCUAACUUUUGAUAAACAUGUUUAUUUGUGUUUUCAUCAAGAUAUUGAUAAAAAUAUUGGAAGAGGACAAGGCUGGAUUUGAGCCCUUCAGCCUACAGCUUGUCCAGGUAGACACCAGCCAUUUAAGAAUCACUUCAUUAUGUUAAUUGAAUCUUGUGUUUUUCUGUCUUUUCCACAAGGAUACUACUGAGACCUUACUAAAAAAUGGAUAUGACCCGUCCUCUGCAUUUUCUAGAUCACGAAAUUUGAUGGAAAGUCAAUGAAAGUGAUAGACCACUUGGUGAAUCUUCUAAUGACCUUGUUUCCUUUUCACAAGCCAGCUUAUCAAUAUAAUGCACUUCAGAAUCUCACGCAGGAUCAGUGAGCCAAUCAUUGCUCUCUAACCUCAGAACAUUUCUCCCUUUAGAGAAGCAGAGUGAUGUUUCCUGCCUCUGGCCGCCCCGCUCCUUUUAUUUGCUCCGUUGUCCUCUAUCACAGCACUCACCCUAUGUGUCAUUGGUCAGUUGUCUGUGUAAUUAUUAGUUGCACACCAUCUCUCUUGCUGGAGUUUGCAGCACUUUUAGGGCCAGGCUUACAGCUGGCUCCCUAUUGUCUGUCAUAGGGCCUAGCUCCUGGGAGGUCUUAGCAAAUACUUGAUGGGAGAACAAAUGAACACUGAGUGAAUGGAGACUGGAGACUGACGUCUCACCCACAAGUGGUCCAUGAGCUUUCAGAGUAAUUUUUUUUUUGCCUGCAUUGCACAGCAUGUGGGAUCUUGGCUUUCCCACCAGGGAUCGAACCCACACCCCCUGCAGUGGAAGCGCGGAUUCUUUUUCUUUUUUUAAAUAAAUUUAUUUAUUUAUUUUUGGCUGCGUUGGGUCCUCGUUGCUGCGCGCGGGACCUCUCUAGCUGUGGCGAGCAGGGGCCACUCUUCGCUGCGGUGCAUGGGCCUCUCAUUGUGGUGGCCUCCCCCGUUGCAGAGCACGGGCUUUAGGGCGCCUGGGCUUAGUUGCUCCGCGGCACGUGGAAUCCUCCCAGACCAGGGCUCGAACCUGUGUCUCCUGAAUUGGCAGGCAGACUCUUAACCACUGUGCCACCAGGGAAGCCCUGAAGCUAAUUUUUAUACAGGCUCUUUAUACCCUCAGCCUCAGUGACCCCUGAGCUGUGUCUUUUUGGCUAAGGGUACUUCUUAGCAGCAGGUUUGAAUGUCCUAUUUGCAUCCUGGAUCUUUGCCUGGCCCUUCUCAGAUCUUCCCGUGGGCCAUCUCAGAUCUUGCCAUCACAAUGUCUUUGUGGAGGCUCCCAGAGACCUACAGGGAGCGGUGUUGCCCUUGUUCAGUGCAAUACGGGGUGGAGUAGCCUCUUUCCUCAUCCUCCUGGAAGCACCUCAAGGCCUUGUCCUUCCUGAGUGCCAUUGUGAGUAGAGGUAGGCAAGCCCGAGUAGGUCAUCCCCUGGGUAGAAAUGUGGCAGUUGUCUCGCCCUGUGGCGCAACUCUAGCCAACUUGUACAUAGACCUCACAGUUUAUGAAGCAGCUUUCAUAGAGAAUCUGUUUCUCCUUUCUUCUUGAGGUGUUGGGUAUAUUGUUACCCCCUUUUUUCAGAUGGGCUCAGGGAGGUUGGGUAGCUUGCCAAAGGUCACACUGCAGAUAAUUGAUGGAGACUGGACUCCACUUUCUUCCAGGGUUCUGUGGGCUUCUUCGCGAGCCUGGGAGUACAGCAGCAGUAGCCUGGCCACACUGAGAUUCAUGGGGGCAGCUCCCAUGCAGACCUGGUGGGUGGACACGGAAGGGCUUCCAGAUUCCAUCCUGCUAGUUCUGUGACUGCUGACUCUGCAUGUGGGGCUCAGGAGUGGCCUCAGGCAGGAAGGUCAUGGGUUUAUGAACUUCUUUCACUGAGGAGCAAAAUAGCCCAGUAAAGAAUGUAAACAGUCUCUUUGUGCCUUGGUUUUUUCAUAUGUAAACUAGUGUCAGAGGCAUUAUACACCUUCCAGGGUUGUUUUGAGGAUUAAAUGCUUCCUUGUAAGACAUGAUUCCAGUGCCCAGCACAGAGGAAGAACAUGGGAUGCUCACUUGGCUGCUGUCAGGAUUCUGGCCCCAGGUUUACUGGGAGACCUAUCAUCAGACCCUCACCUGUUCUUCAGUCUUGCUGGGUUUCACUUUCUUUUUGGGGUGGAGUUGAGGGAGCAGACAGAGACCUCCAAAUAGUCAGUGGUUUGAAAACCUCUCAGGCCGAAAGCUUAGGAGCUUCUAGAAGAUAUAAGAAUUUUAAAAAAUGGGAAGGCUAUGAGCCCUUGGGAGAGUGUCCUUGGGCCUUGAGUCAUUUCUCAAUCUGCAGAAUAUGAAUGCUCUGGUAGAUAUGCUGAGGCCCCUCUCCUGCUCAGGGCUGUUCCUAUAUUUAGGGUCCCUAUCCCCUCUACCCUCACUUCUGAUUUAGGACUAAGGUCCCUAGAAACAUAGCCUCUUCUCUUGGCAGGAGGGUUCAGAGGGUACACAGGCCAUUGUUAACUUGGGCUUUGUCAACUCGGAAUCUCUCGGGACUCUGGGCAAGUAUGGGCUGAAGAUGGGCAGCUGCUGCCCUCUCUGUCUCCACUGCUCUGUCAGCUUAGAGAUGAUGUUGGAGCAUCAGACUAGAAAUGAGUCCAGUCCCACUAGGUUCUGCUGGUCUUAUGACUGCUGGCAAAUCAUUUAACCUCUGAGGCUUACUUUCCACAUCUGUAAAAUGGGGAUAAGAAAGCCUGCUACCCAUAGUUGGUAUGAGGAUCAGAUGAGAUAAUGGAUGGAAAAGGUCCUGGCAUACACAGGAGGUCUCCCUAAAUACAUGUUGGAUCAAGAGAACAAUCAGGCCUAGAGAGGCCUCAGGGUAGAUCAUUUGGGUUUAGUCCUUCCUAGCAGGUUUUCCCUGAGAGGGUAGAAAUGCUGUGGACAAAUACCCAAAUAUCUGACUUCACUUCUGGCCAAGCGACUCAGCAAAGGGAAGGCCAGGGUGUAAACCUACCAGGCGGGACUUCCCUGGUAAUGCAGUGGUUAAGAAUCUGCUGGCCAAUGCAGGGGACAUGGGUUUGAGCCCUGAUCUGGGAAGAUCCCACGUGAUAGUUCAAUUAAGCCUGUGUGCCACAACUACUGAAGGCUGUGUGCCUAGAGCUCGCGCUCCACAACAAGAGAAGCCACCACUAUGAGAAGCCCACGCACUGCAACAAAGAGUAGCCCCCGCUCGUCGCAACUAGAGAAAGCCCACGCGCACAGCAACGAAGACCCGAAACAGCCAAAAAUAAAUAAAUAAAUAAAUUUAUUAAAAAUAUAAGUAAAAUAAAAAAUAAACCUACCAAGCCCUGGCUAGUGCUUGUCCUUCACCAUAGGGGAGGUGUGAUGACCAGCCCCUCCCCCAGCCAUUGUGACGGACCCUUGCGGGGCCCACAGGGGCAUGGGAAACCAGGUGGCCUGAUGACUGUUCCUUUCCCUCCACAGGUAUAGCCUUCACAGACCUCCCGGCCAACCUCUACCCCACCGUAGGCCUGCAGACACCUGGGGAGAUUGUGGACGCCAACUUUGGGCAGCAACCCUUCCUGUUUGACAUUGAGGACUACAUGCGGGAGUGGCGUGCCAAGGUCCAGGGUACUGUCCACUGCUUCCCCAUCAGUGCCCGGCUUGGCGAGUGGCAGGCGGUGCUGCAGAACAUGGUCUCAUCUUACCUGGUGCAUCAUGGGUAUUGUGCCACGGCCACAGCUUUUGCCCGAAUGACUGAAACCCCGAUUCAGGAAGAACAAGCGUCCAUAAAGAACAGACAAAAGAUCCAGAAGCUGGUGCUGGAGGGCCGUGUGGGUGAGGCCAUUGAGACCACACAGCGCUUCUACCCAGGGCUGCUGGAGCACAACCCCAACCUGCUCUUCAUGCUCAAGUGCCGACAGUUUGUGGAGAUGGUGAAUGGGACUGACAGUGAGGUCCGCAGCUUGAGCUCCCGAAGCCCCAAGUCCCAGGACAGCUACCCUGGCUCCCCAAGCCUCAGCCCCCGACACGGCCCCACUAGUUCCCACAUGCACAACACAGGAGCAGAUAGUCCCAGCUGCAGCAAUGGUGUCGCUUCCACCAAGAGCAAACAGAACCACAGUAAAUACCCUCCGCCCAGCUCCUCCUCUUCCUCGUCGUCGUCCUCGUCCUCCUCAUCUCCAUCCUCAGUCAAUUACUCCGAGUCCAACUCAACAGAUUCCACCAAGUCCCAGCCCCACAGCAGUACCAGUAACCAGGAGACCAGCGACAGUGAGAUGGAGAUGGAGGCGGAACAUUACCCCAAUGGUGUGCUGGAGAGCAUGUCCACACGCAUUGUCAAUGGUGCCUACAAGCAUGAAGACCUGCAGACGGAUGAGUCCAGCAUGGAUGAUGGGCAUCCUCGGCGGCAGCUCUGCGGGGGCAAUCAGGCGGCCACAGAAAGGAUUAUCCUGUUUGGCCGUGAGUUGCAGGCACUGAGUGAGCAGCUGGGCCGGGAAUACGGCAAGAAUUUGGCCCACACAGAGAUGCUGCAGGAUGCCUUUAGCCUGCUUGCGUACUCAGACCCCUGGAGCUGCCCAGUUGGCCAGCAGCUUGACCCCAUCCAGAGGGAGCCUGUAUGCGCUGCCCUCAACAGCGCCAUUUUAGAGUCUCAGAACCUGCCAAAGCAGCCCCCUCUGAUGCUCGCCUUGGGCCAGGCAUCUGAAUGUCUACGGCUCAUGGCCCGAGCGGGCCUGGGAUCUUGCUCCUUUGCCAGAGUCGACGACUACUUGCACUAGCUGACCACACUGUCUGGCCCCACCUGGCCCUCCCUCGGCCCCAGGGCUGGAGCAGCCCUGCCCUCCAUCGGCACCUGGUGCAGGGACCUGGAAGCCAUGGGCAGAGUCCACUCCUCCUGCCUGGCCUCCCCCGUUCCUCUCCUUCCUUCCCUUCCUUCCUUUCUUUUUCUCCCACCCUCAGUCUCUCUCUCUCCCCCCUUCAUGUGCAGCGGCCUAUGACACAGUAUUGUCUGGUUACUUCUAUUUUGAAAGAAGGGGUUUGUUUUGAGGAGAGGUUGGGGUUUUUUAAUCUUCCCCCCCACCCCCGACUGAGCCACCAGUAUUUAUCUCUGGAGAGUUUGUGCUGAGCUGGUUUCUGCUAAUUUAGUGGUGAAGCCUCUCCAAGUUGGUGAUAGCUUAUUAUUUUCAUAAGUAAAAAAAAAUGAGAUUAUAUAUAUAUAUAAAUAUAUAUAUUAAAAAAAGACACAGUAUUUAUCGUAGUGUUAGUGGUCCAGCACCUCUUGGGUGAAGCUGUCCAGACACCAUACGUUUUUGAGUCCAACUCAUUUAAAAAGAAUCAUCUCUGUCACCUCAGCCAAGUGAUUCGUUUAUUUCAGGCUUCCCCUUUGUUGAGCCACAGGCCCAGCUGCAGCCUAGGGAAGCCCAGUAGGCUUUGGGGGCCACAUAGUGGGCAGGUCAGGCUAAGCUGGUUUGCAGCAUCUGAGAGGUGUGGGUCCCUAGGCCCCUGAGAGCUGAACUGAGCAGAGAACUGCAGGGCCCAGGUCCAAAGAAGAGAUGAAUUGGCCCAGGGCUACACAGCAGAGCAAGGGAGUUAGAGGGUCCUUGGCUAGCACGCUAUCUACCGUUCUACCCUGCCUCUCACUGCCUGCCUUGCCUCUCUCUCUCUUCCCUUUUCAACAUCCUGCCUGCCUUUGUUGUUAAGAUGGCCAAAUAAUUCAUUUACUCUAAAUUGAUUGCCUGAGAGCUGCUGAGUGUCAGGCUGCGGGGAGGAAGUCUCCAUACCCAGGACAGAGGCCCUUGAGUACAGGGGCUGCCUUUUUCCUGCCUGGAUCUUCACCGUCUCUGCACAGCUCUGAUGGAAUUGAUGCUUUCUGUUGGAAAGCCAAGCCUUGUGGAGACAGAUUUUUGGGCUGCCAGUCGCUGGAUUGGAUGGAACCCUUGACCCCCUAGGCCAGGCCUCACUGUAGCUGUGCCAGGCAGCUCCUUUGCAGUUUGGCCCCGGCCACUCUUAGGAAAGACUGUUAAGAAUAUUUGCUUGCCAGAGGAAAGGACCUCAUGGGCUUUACAAACGUCCCACCGUCCAUGUCAGACGGAUCCUCACAGCUCGUGGGUCAGAAACAGUCCCGGUACUGCCAUCAGGGAAUCAGGAGAGGAAGGGUUACGAUGCUGCCAGGACUUAGGCCGGCCAUCUGUGGAGAGGACAGACUGCCCAGGAGGAAGAAAGGGAAGAGGCCUCCCAGAGGAGCACCAGGAUGGGCUGGGAUUUCCCCAUCGGCCUCACAGUGGGAGGGAGUACCCAAGCAGCCCCUGCAAAGGGGCAAGGUCAGAAGUCGAGCUUCCAGUCCCUGCCUGGAUCUGGGCUGGCCAAGCUUCUGCUUUCCAUCAGUGGAUUCAGGAAUGGUUGGUGUGGCCUGAGAUAUUCAGUGCCCACCAGGACUCGCUGGGCCUACAGCUGGACAACAAGAGAAAUGAUUGAGUUGGACUAACUGCUGGUGAUGGGCCCAGUGGCCCUGUGCUCUCCCAGAAUUCUGCCCUGGGACAUGAUCCUGUAGGCUGCUGCUUUUUUCUUGGUCCCUACUAGGGCCCCAGCUGGCAUCCCAGAGACUGCAACACAUCAGGGGAGUGUUGUCCUGUCUGUAAAGGAAAUUCAUCCUGUGCAAACUUGGGGAUGCCUAGCUUCCAAACCAAGAAGUUGGAAACAUCAGGCUCUUAAAAUGGUCAGAAGCAAGCAGGAUUGGGAAUUAAAACCAGAGGCUUUUGCAACUGGAACGAAGUUCAGAGAACAUCUACUCCAACAGUCCUCUCCUUUUAUAGAUAAGGAAACAGGCCCAGGAGAUUAAGUGACUUGGCCAAAGUCACACAAGAAAUUAGGGCAGAACUGGGACUAACCUCAUUCCUGAGGAUUGGACAACACUGUUUAGUCCUAAAGCUGAAUGGCGGGUGAGGGGUUAGGCUGGCGAGGCCUCCAGCAGUGUCUGCGCAGCUGGUACCUUCAGGGGUGUGUCAGGGAUGGGGAUGGGUGCCUGGGCUUGGGUUGUAGAGCAGCUGAGCAGCCCAGGAGGGCUCAGGACAGCUGUGUGCUGCUUGGGGUUGGGUGUCCGCCUGCCUCAUACUCAGUACCCAUGGCCACCUCCCCAUUUUCUGUGCCUUAUCUCACUGUUUCAGCUGAGUCCAAGUUGUUUACUCUGUUCCUCUCCAGAGGGGCUUUCUGUCCCAGUUGGACAGCAUACCUUUGGGACAUAAGCCUUUGCCCCACAAGCCGUGGAGAGGUCCAAACUCAAGCUGCUUGAGCCCACUGUCUUGCUGACAGUCCAGGCCUGCCUGCCAGCCCGAGGAGCCCCUUAUGCACACCCAGUCCUGCCAGCCUGCUUCCGGGAGCCGAGAGUGGGGAAGGCACCUGGGAGGAGUCCCGGUGAAGAGCUGAACUUGAACCAAGGAGGCAGGAAGAAGACCUGGCUCUGUUGGGUUGUUCAGCCCUCGGGGAGCAGCCUUCCCUACUUACCUUUUCCUCUUGCUUCACCAAAUGGUCGCUCCUUCCAGAGCAGAAACUGGCGGACAUGCAAAGAAAGCCAGAACCCCUAUUCCUCACCUACAUGGGUCUGUGGCUGGGUGUCGGCCGGCAGAACAGGGACACCAAGAGAUGGAGAAGCGGGGACUGCCCAGCCUCCCAGCACCUUCCUACCCCUUAAGCAAGCACAAAGAAGAUGAGGCAGAGACCUGUCAGAGCUGAAAGUUCCUUUGGUCGCUCACAACUCAGGUAUGCACACUGUGUGGCAGCUGGGCAGGAGAGCCCUACUUGACCACCAGCCCCGUGCACACGGACCUGUGGCCAGAUUGUGGACUCUGGCUGCCUCAGGCGCCGCCUCUUUGCAUUGGGUUUUCCUCCAUUAGUAACUACAGCUGACACAGACGUCCUCCACAUCGUGCACACUGGUUCUGCCUUUGUCCUCGCAAGUUGAUACUUGGCAUUAGCAUGAAACUUGUGGGUGUGGGAGGGUUUAGAGAGAAUUCUAACACAAAACAUCCUAUUAAAUUGUACUUGAGAGAUGAAAAAACUCCUGUUGUAUUUUGACAGAAUUAUUUUUAUUAAAAUACACAUCCAUGAGUA
Molecule: messenger RNA, 10820 nt
Organism: Orcinus orca (killer whale)
Lineage: Eukaryota; Metazoa; Chordata; Mammalia; Artiodactyla; Delphinidae
Gene: RANBP10
Product: RAN binding protein 10
Exons: 11
Coding region: 6317-7492 (391 amino acids)
Biological process (GO): cytoskeleton organization; cell surface receptor signaling pathway
Cellular component (GO): cytoplasm
Molecular function (GO): protein binding
Source: RefSeq, a predicted model, not a curated record